AUGCUUACAAACCUGUGCUGUUUCAUCUUGUUUUUUAUAACAGAAGGUGUAUUUGCUGUUGAUGGAGAUGAAGUGAAGUCAGUGUCAGUGAUGGAGGGAGAUUCUGUUACUCUACACACUGAUAUUACUGAUAUACAGAGACGUGAUCACAUAUUGUGGAUGUUUGGACCUCAGGAGACUCGUAUAGCUGAAUUGUAUAAGCAAAGCAUUGAUAUGUUUGAUAGUAACAAGAUAUUUGGAGACCAGAGACUAUUUCUGGACAGUCAGUCUGGAUCUCUCACCAUCAGAAACAUCACAAUCACACACACUGGACUUUAUAAACUACAGAUUCGAAGUGACGGCGGAAAUUCAGACAAGAGAUUCAGUGUUACUGUAUAUGCUCCUCUGCCCGUUCCUGUCAUCAUCAGAGACUCAUCAAAAUGUACUUCAUCAUCAUCAUCAAUCUCAAACUGUUCCUUAUUCUGUUCAGUGUUGAAUAUGAGAGAUGUGAGUCUGUCCUGGUAUAAAGGAAACAGUUUAUUGUCCAGCAUCAGUGUGUCUGAUCUCAACAUCAGACUCUCUCUAUCUCUGGAGGUGGAAUAUCAGGACAACAAUACAUACAGCUGUGUACUAAACAAUCUGAUCACAAACCAAACUCAACAUCUCAACAUCACUGAACUCUGUCAGAUGUGUUCAGUCAUCUGA
Messenger RNA from Misgurnus anguillicaudatus (oriental weatherfish), 684 nucleotides. NCBI's taxonomy places the organism in Eukaryota, Metazoa, Chordata, Actinopteri, Cypriniformes, Cobitidae. The record is from RefSeq and is a predicted model, not a curated record.